Messenger RNA from Mastomys coucha (southern multimammate mouse), 1404 nucleotides. It is a transcript of the gene Zcwpw1, whose product is annotated as zinc finger CW-type and PWWP domain containing 1. The transcript is spliced from 12 exons. Gene Ontology annotation, cellular component: nucleus. The coding region runs from base 1 to 1404 and encodes 467 amino acids. Gene Ontology annotation, molecular function: zinc ion binding. The record is from RefSeq and is a predicted model, not a curated record. NCBI's taxonomy places the organism in Eukaryota, Metazoa, Chordata, Mammalia, Rodentia, Muridae.
AUGGGACUUGUAGGCUUUCGUUCGGAAGAUGGGGCGGGGCUACUCCCGCUGCGCAGCCGCAAAAUCGGCUUCCAGCUGCGCAUGCGCGUCGCCUCGGAGCGCAAGCCGCUUGGGGGCGGGAACAACAACAACAACAACAACAAAAAAGAACUCAGUGUGGUGGCGGGAAGUGAGGCGCGUGGGACAACGAGGCUGAGUGGGAGCGAAGGGGGAGAGGCUUCCACAAGAAGUGGGAUUCUUGGGACGGAAUAUGAAAAGGGAACAAAGAAAACCUUUGCUCCACCUACACAAAAAUUACAUAGUGAAAAACCUCAGCCCAACUCGUGGAAUGAGGAUAUUCCAGGGACCAGUUCUCCAGAGGCAGAGACCAAACCAAGCCUGUUCAAAGCCAGCUUAAAGAAGGGACAGAAGACAACCACAGAGCAUGGUCCAAGCAGGGGCCAGGAGAGCCACUGUGUCAUCUGGGUCCAGUGUUCCUCUCCAAAGUGUGAGAAGUGGCGGCAGCUGCGUGGAAACAUUGACCCCUCAGUUCUUCCAGAUGACUGGUCUUGUGACCAGAAUCCAGAUUUGAAUUAUAAUCGCUGUGACAUUCCUGAGGAGAGCUGGGCAGGGUGUGAGAGUGAUGUGGCCUAUGCCUCCUACGUUCCAGGGUCCAUCAUCUGGGCCAAGCAAUAUGGUUACCCGUGGUGGCCAGGUAUGAUAGAAUCUGAUCCUGACAUGGGGGAGUACUUUCUGUUUGCUUCUCAUCUUGAUUCCCUGCCAUCUAAGUACCAUGUGACAUUUUUUGGAGAAACGGUUUCUCGUGCAUGGAUCCCAGUCCGAAUGCUGAAGAACUUCCAAGAGCUGUCUUUGGAGCUAGCCAAAGUGAAAAAGUGCAAGAACAAGGACUCCAACCAGAAGCUGGAGGCAGCCAUAGCAAUGGCUCACAGGGCAGAACAGAUCAGUAUUCAGGAGCGGGUUAACUUGUUUGGUUUCUGGAGUCGAUACAGUGGAGCUGACAUCAGUGGGGAAGGAAAAGAUUUGAUGCUCUGUGAGUCCAACAACCCUGAGUCUUGUCCGGAGAAAGAAGAGAAGGACUCAGAGGAGGAGCAGGAGGAGAAAGAAGAGAAGAAAGACCCAACUUUGCCUAGAUCCAAGCCAGCUAGAAUGCAGACAAAAAAACCCAAGUCAAGAGGCCCAGCAGGAGGACAAGAUGGGACUCCAAAGGAGAAAACUGUGAAGAAAUCUCUGGUCAGUGAAUCCACAGUCCCUCCUGUACCCACACUGAGAGGGAAGGAAGAACAGGGGAAUUCAGACCUGGACUAUCCAGGUAAGCCUCAGAGACUCAAAGGCUGCAUCUCUCCUCCCCGGGUCAUUUCUGAAAAACUGAACAAACCUUCAUGCUUUUGUGUUGAGGUGUUGUAA